Messenger RNA from Epithele typhae, 1836 nucleotides. RefSeq lists its product as uncharacterized. NCBI's taxonomy places the organism in Eukaryota, Fungi, Basidiomycota, Agaricomycetes, Polyporales, Epitheliaceae. Gene Ontology annotation, molecular function: protein binding. The record is from RefSeq and is a predicted model, not a curated record. The coding region runs from base 1 to 1836 and encodes 611 amino acids. The transcript is spliced from 4 exons.
AUGCCUCCCAUUCAGUUCAAGCUCACCCAUCCUCCCGACGGCCUCGUCCGUCGCAUUACUUUCCAAGAGCGUCCCUCCUGGGAUACCCUCGCCUCACGGAUCCAGGAUCUCUACAAGAUCCCCAUCCCCAGCGUCGCCGUCUCGUACCUCGACAGUGACGGCGAUGAAGUCACUCUCAGCACCGAAGAGGAGCUCCAGGACUUCUACCAGUCUACUGUUAUGCAGAAGCACGACGGCACUCUGAACCUCGUCAAGUUCACCGUCCGGGACCUUGAUUCCCUCCACGCCGAUAAGCCACUUCCCCAAACUCCCCGCACCACCUCCGGCAUGAACUAUCGCAACACUUUCGGACGUUCUGCGACCGCCGUGUUCGAGAUGGAGGUGGACGACGGUUGGCAAUCCGUUCCUAAUGGUAUGGCCGGUCUCUUCGGCUCUGGCCCCCAUGCGUUUGUCGAAGUUCUCGACAGCGACGCCGACGUCUCUCAGAUCCGGGACAAGCAUGUCGGCGAUAGCGCUGCCUCAUCCACCACUGGCUCUACCGGCACGCUCCCUGAGAUAAUCCCAACGCCCUCCCUCAAGGGCAAAGCCAGAGCCAACUCCGACGACUUCAGUUCUCGUAGUCCCGACACCAUAUCUUCAACGCAGUCCCUCGUCGCCGAAGAGGCUGGAUCCAAGCACACCAUACACAUCAACGACUUCAGCACCCGUGGCUACAGCUGUCGCAGCACUCUUUCCGCCCUCGUGCCUCGUCCCCCUACCCCCAAGGUCAACACUGCUGUGAGCCAGGCGCAUGAUGAUGACCCUCCCCUCCCCGAUCUCGGUAGCACCCAGUCUGCUCCGCCGAACGUCGCCAACGACGUCGCAGAUCUCUUUGGUAUGCUGGCCUCCAUGCUGGCCUCCAACCCCGAACUCUCUGAAGGCAUCCGCAACAUCGUGCGUAAUGCAUCGAACGGUACGUACUGGGCGACUCACCGGGAGCAGGUCACCCGUGCUGCGGAGGAGAUUCGCCGCAGUGCUCUGGUGAAUGCCGAGGAGCUGCGUCAGACCGCGACAGAUGGAAGGCGUGCAGCUGAGGAAGCUGCGGGCCGCCGCGUCGCUGAGGCUUUGAGCAAUGUCAUCCGCGUCAUCUCCGACAUCACUGGAGUAGCAGGUGCCGCCCCUCAGCCUACAGAAUGGGCAGACGACGUCUUUGGCCCCCGUCAAGGACCUCCGCCGCCUUUUGGGUCGCAACAUGGAUGGGGUCGCCGACACCAUCGUCAUCAUCACCACGGACAUAGCUGGGAUGAUACCGUUCCUAUACUUCCACCGCCGCCCCAUCCUAACGUGGAUGGACUCGGUGCUGAGGAUGCUGAGGUUACCAUGUACGGUGCAUCUCCCCCCGUCGCCGCUCCCGACGCUCCUGAAGCCGCCGUUUCGGCCCCUAUCCCUGCUCCUGACUCUAGCUCUAUGCCUGUGCAGCAGCCUGAAAUCAUCAGCAAUGCACGUGGGCCCUUCCCUCAGCUUCAGCUCUUCAGUGUUCCACGUAGGUCUCACACAAUCCACGCUCCUGUGCACCGCCGUGAUGGACUGUGGGGGACUUUCGAAUCCGCCGGACCCUCCACUCAGCUUGGUCGGAACGACGCCGCCGACUCGCUCAUACGGCGUUUGAGCGAUAUGGGGUUCACAUCCGCCAACUACCCGUCCUUGAACGCCAAAAUCGACGCCCGCCUUUCCCGCAGUGGUGAGGCCAAAGCGAACGAGGACACCAUUGUGAGCGACCUCGUCGACGAGCUUCUGGAGUUACCUCCUCUUCGCGAUGCUUCUGGGCCUUCGGGCUCUGGCAUGAGGCACGACUGA